UUACAUUAUCCAUUUAUAUGCCUAUGCAAACAUUAUGAAGGACUUUGGUAAAAUGUUCUCGCGUCGCUAUAGUGCCGUCUGUGUCAGCGACGAGGAGGCGGGCGUGAAUGCGAAUCUGCCCAAUCAGGGGGCAACAAACGCAGCCGCCACCGCCGCCGCCGUCGUCGCCACAGUGCAGAAACCAAUCCAAACUUCAGCUGCAGCUGCAGCUGCUGCCACAUCCUUGCCAGAGGUCGAUUCCGUUGCAGCCGCAGCGGCGUUGGCGGCGCUACAGCGCGCCCAGCGCCGCAAGAGCCUCAAGGCAAAUCGCUCCAUGAAGCCCAUGGACAUAUUGGGCAGCUUCUUCGAUGAGCGGCAACCUGGCAAGCACAAUGCACGCUCGCCCACACGCGCUUUUUUGUUGCUGGCCAUUGGAUUUUUGGCCAUAACAGCAGCGGUGCUGGUUAAAGUAUUUCAACCCUACGAUUUGAUAUUCAAAUGGAAAUUGGUAAUGGCUGAAAAUGGUGAAAUCUUCAAUCUUUGGGCCAAACCACCAGUCGAUCUGUAUAUCAAAAUAUAUUUAUUCAACAUCACCAAUGCGGAGGCCUUCCUAGCGGGUCGCGAAAAGCUGCAGGUGGAGGAAGUGGGUCCCUAUGUGUACAAAGAACUCAUGACACAUGAGAAUAUCACAUUCAAUGACAACAACACCAUGUCGACAACGCCUAGCCAUCCGCUGGUCUGGCAGGAGCACCUGUCCGAGGGUCGCCGGGAGGACGACGAGGUCGUCAUGCUGAACAUAGCUAUGCUGGCCAUUUCCCAUUUAACUGCCGAUCGUAACUACUUCUUUGUUCGCUUGCCAAUGCAAGGACUUUUCGCCAGCACCAAAUCGGAGCCAAUUGUCCGCAUGACGGCCCGGGAGUUCAUGUUUGGCUUUCCCUCGACAUUGGCGACGCUGGGCAAUACGCUGUUGCCCAAUUGGAUAUCGUUCGAGAAGGUGGGAUUGAUCGAUCGCAUGUACGAUUUCUCAACGGACUUUGAGACGUUCCAUACGGGCGUGCCGGAUCCGGCCAUAUCGGGCCUAUAUGCCACAUACCGGGGCGAGACGAAACUGCCCCAAUGGGAGGGCGAUCACUGCAGCAACAUUGAGUACGCCUCCGACGGCACGAAAUUCAAGAGUUUCAUCCAGCCCAACGAGACGGUGAAGUUCUUCCGCAAGAGCAUGUGCAGGCCCAUCAAUUUGUAUCGAGAUGGUGAGGAGCGCACUUUUGGCAGCCUGAAGGGCUACAACUACGUCUUCGAGGAGAAUGCCUUUGAUAACGGUGCCAUCAAUGAGGCUAACAAAUGUUUCUGUCGCCAUGGCGAUUGCCAGCCCGUUGGCUUGAUUGACGUCACGGAUUGCUACUAUGGCUUCCCCAUCUCUCUCAGCUUCCCACAUUUCAUGAAUGGCGAUGUUGGCCUGGUGGAGAACAUUACGGGCAUGCAACCUGAUCCUGAAAAGCAUUCAACAGCAUUUGUGAUACAACCUGAAUCCGGUCUGCCGCUCUCGCUGUCCGUAAAAGUACAAAUCAACAUGCACUUCAAGGACCUGCAAAACUAUCCGCAAGUCUCACAGUUUAGUCAUCUGACUGCCCCAAUGCUGUGGUUCGAGAUCAUGAUGCCUAAGCUGCCGGACGAGCUUGAUACGCGUUUCAAUUUCUAUUUGAAUCUGUUGCCGCUGGUAAAUCCGUUGGGCUUCUGGGGUGCCCUGGUGCUGGGCGUAGGCCUGCUGGUGUAUGCCAUAACACGCGCCACCCUGCACAUGUCCAGCUUCACGCGCCAGGCAACAAACAUUUCGGAUGGCAAAUAUGCUAGAGCGAAUCUGCUGCAGAAUCUGACGGGAAGUGGAGGCAUCAUUGGCAACGGCAAUCAGGUGUACAAUCCGUGCGAACUGAAGCUGUUGGACGAUGUGCCCACGGCAAAGAAACAUGUUAUAAUACGUGGCAACAGCGACGACGAGGCCUAUCAGGAGCGCCGACAGUCUGCAUACGCUCUAGAGCUGGAGCCGGCGCUCUCCGAUGCGGAGAGCAGCGACGAGGGCAACGAGAGUGACACUGUGACGCUGAGCCGCAACUCAACCACAUCCAGUUCGUGCAUUGAAGUGGAGCAUGAUGAUGAUAUUUGCAUAGAUUGCUUCGACGACAACGGAUUGGAGGUGACUGUGGAUGCAGCCAGUACGAGCAGCAGCAGCAGCAGCAAACCAGGCGCGAAGCAUCAGCUGGGCGUUAGUUUGGCCAGCAGCGGCUAUGCUUCUUCGCCCGCCUCGAGCAGCUCCAGCGCGAAUGAGCUGAGCGGGUCCAACAGCAAAACGGGCUGGAUGCCCUAUGCACAUCCCGAGAAGUUUGACGGGACGACAGGAAUGACGAAGCAUGUAUAGAAAUAAGCCACCAGUUUAGUAUUUAGUUUAGGUUGUCGGUAUAUCCAUAUAGAUGAUGUAGUAGCUAGUUUGCUAGUUUGGUUGGGCAUUGGCAUCGCCGCUUUUGGUUUUAUAUAGCAUUUUUUUUUGUUAGUGUAAAUAAUAUGAAAACCAAAUGUUUGGUUUUUUCUUUUUUCAAUACUGUGAUAGCUUUAAACAACAAAAGAACGAUGUAUGUAUAUCCAAACAAAACAGCACACGAAGUGCUGAAUGCGGCUUUUUACAAAAAAAAAAAACAAAUGGAACAAAAACAAAAACAAACAAAAAAUAACUAAAAUUUGUAUGGAAUUAUUUAUAUAUCGAGUUUAAGCAGUUUGUAAGGUAAAUUACGGUUUAAUUUUAGUUAACAAGUCACCUCCAUGAGGUGCCACAAAUGAUUUGAAUUUAAAUUUGAAUUAAAGCAAAUUGUUAAUGAAGAAAUCUGAAUAAGAGAAAUUUGCACAACAAUUGUAGUUCAAGUUCAUACAUUAUCUAUGCUAAGAAUUGCUGUGAUUUUUGUAUUUGAAGCAGAAUUUAUGGGCAAACGCAUUACAAUGCGAGGCGUUUGCACAAUAAAUUAAUUAUCUUAGCCUUAGACCAUGUAACUGUAUCAUUUAAACUGCAAUAAAUGCAACAAUUAAAAUAUA
Messenger RNA from Drosophila arizonae, 3057 nucleotides. RefSeq names its product scavenger receptor class B member 1. NCBI's taxonomy places the organism in Eukaryota, Metazoa, Arthropoda, Insecta, Diptera, Drosophilidae. The record is from RefSeq and is a predicted model, not a curated record. Gene Ontology annotation, molecular function: scavenger receptor activity. Gene Ontology annotation, cellular component: membrane; cytoplasm.